Pseudoliparis swirei is the source of this 1608-nucleotide messenger RNA. RefSeq names its product tissue factor pathway inhibitor a (gene tfpia). Gene Ontology annotation, molecular function: serine-type endopeptidase inhibitor activity. Gene Ontology annotation, biological process: negative regulation of peptidase activity. Gene Ontology annotation, cellular component: extracellular region. The coding region runs from base 19 to 867 and encodes 282 amino acids. The record is from RefSeq and is a predicted model, not a curated record. The transcript is spliced from 7 exons. NCBI's taxonomy places the organism in Eukaryota, Metazoa, Chordata, Actinopteri, Perciformes, Liparidae.
UCCGCGUCACACUCCAGCAUGACUCCCUCCAACAGGUGGUGGGUCCUGUGCGCCGCGGCGCUCUCCUUCGUGGCCCGCUUCGGGUCCUGCACCGAGCACAGCGCGGUUCAACCCGAGCUCUUCAUCUUCAACGAGCUGUGCGCCCUGAAGGACGACUCGGGGCCCUGCAAGGCCAUCAAGGAGCGCUUCUUCUUCAACGUCAACGCGGGCGUCUGCCAGCUGUUCGAAUACGGAGGCUGCGCCGGGAACGCCAACAACUUCCUGACCAUGGACGAAUGCGAGGAAACGUGCGUGGUCUCAGAUGACAAGAACCCGUGCCACCUAGCCGAAGCUCCCGGUCCCUGCCGCGGGCUGAUGAAGCGAUACUUCUUCGACAGCAGCAGUCAGCGCUGCGUGCACUUCUUCUACGGCGGCUGCUUCGGCAACGCCAACAAUUUCCGGAGCAUGUCGGAGUGCCGGGCCAGAUGCCAGAGCCCAGAAGACCCCACUAAGACACCAGAGCUCCACACCCGCUCUGCCAGAAGAUUCGCUGCUGUACAGCCGACCGUGUUGAACGGCGAAUUGAGUGAACUUGAAGGGACAGAGAAUAACACGAGUCGAGAGCCGAACGCCACGAGCCCCUCUGAGCUGUGCUUCACCCCGGUGAACCGGGGCUCAUGUAAGGGCGCCGAGAAGCGCUUUGCGUUCAACCCGAAGACCAAGAGGUGCCACGCCUUCCUCUACAGCGGCUGCGGCGGGAACGCCAACAACUUCACGGGGCGCAAGGAAUGCAUCGUCAAGUGCAUCCGGAACGGAAAGGCUCACAGGAAGGGCGCCAUCCGGAUAAAGAAGAAGAACAGGAACAUCUUCGCCGGCCGCUCGGCCUGAACUCCGCAUACACACCCCGCACUACCUUGUAUAUGUAUCUGUCGUGUCUCGCUGCACUCGUAUCGCUAUGGUUACGUAGGGCCGAGGAACACUUGUGUAAGUGGCAUUUAGCGUACGUGAUUUAACUUUUGGAUGUAAUCAUCAUCCUGGUCCACGUUAUUAUUUCAAUAUCUCUCAUUGACCGCCCCAAAAAAAUAAUAGUUUUGCGUCUCUCCCCACCGACGCUCUCUUCUAUUGAUGCUUUUGUAUGAACAUUAUAUUCUACAUGUCUUUAAUGUGACCGUGUCAGGGCUCUGGUAUCAGCCCGCUGAACGUUGUACUGUAACAUGGGGGAACACCAGAAGAAAUAUUUUGGUUAAAUACUAAUAACCCUGAGUCGCUCCACGAUGGUGAAUCGAUGUGAACACCAGCGGUAUCAGAUUAAAUUCCCCCAGACGACCUUGUCUCCACGGCUAUGAAUCGAUGUGAACGAGGUGAUGGCGCGGUUUGUUUUUAUCGGAUUAAACAUGAACACCUUUUAUUUCAUUUUCCCUUUUUUAAUCAAUCGUAUGCUCUGCAGUAAUGGACCUCUGAGUUGCGUGUUGUUGGUAAGGAGAACCACAGAGGGGCAGUGUUGUGUAAAGUAAGUAUUGUUGUUGGUAUAAGAGUAUAUAUACAGUUAUUCUAUUUCCUUUUUAUACUUUUAUGAACAUGGCUGUAAAGAAUGUUUAUGGAAUAAACUUUGAUCUUUUUUUCUCUCUC